AUGAAUCGCUUGAAUAACCUCUCUUCUCAUCUUUGUACUGCUUUGGCUCCUCCAAAUCAUCCUUUGGACCCGUUGUCUACUGUUGAGCUUGCUGCUGCAGUUAAAAUCAUUAAGCGAGCUUAUCCCGGACGUCAAUUUUCCUUCAAUACAGUCACUCUUCGUGAACCCCGCAAGGUUGAUAUGACUGAAUGGCUUAAAACCCCUGCUCAUCAUAUCCCUCGUGAAGUUUACUUUGUUAUUUUGGAAACUGGAACUCCUGGUUUAAUUGAUGGUUAUCUUAGUCUUACGGAUGGUCAAGUCAAGCUUUUUAACCACAUCAAGGAUGCCCAGCCUAUUCUUACAGCCUCUGAUCUUUCUAAUACCGAAAAAGUUGUUCGUACUGAUCCUCUUGUCAUUGAACAGUGUCGCAUUUCUGGUAUUCCCGCUGAAGACAUGCACAAGGUUUUCUGUGAUCCCUGGACCGUUGGUUUUGAUGAAAAAUACGGUAACAGCCGUCGUCUUCAGCAAGCCAUCAUGUAUUAUCGUUCAGACCCCGAUGAUUUUCAAUAUUCUCAUGCUCUUGAUUUUUGCCCUAUCAUUGAUACAGAGCUUAAAAAAGUCCUUUACGUUAAAAUUCCCAAAAUCCGUCGUCCCCUCUCUCAGGCUCCACACCCCAACUUUUAUCCCAAGGAUAUCGAAGCUGGCAUUGGUUUUCGCAAAGAUAUUAAACCAAUUAAAAUUACCCAACCCGAAGGUGUUUCAUUCAAAAUGAAUGGGAAUGUCAUUUCUUGGCAAAACUUUGAGUUUCAUAUUGGUGUCAAUUAUCGUGAAGGUCUUGUGCUGUCAAAUGUGCGCUAUUACGAUAAAUUCGAAGGCAGAGUCAGGCCCAUUUUCCGCAGACUUUCCAUGGCUGAUAUGAUUGUUCCUUACGGUCAUCCAGGCGAUCAUCACCCCCACAAGCUAGCAAUUGACAUUGGUGAAUACGGUUUUGGUAACUGCGUCAAUCCUCUAGGUCUCGGCUGUGAUUGUGUUGGUAAAAUUCAUUACCUUGAUUGGUCUCAUGUUCUUAGAGAUGGCUCUGUUUCCACUAUUAAAAACGCCAUUUGUAUUCAUGAAGAAGAUAACGGUCUAUUGUUUAAGCAUGCCGAUUUCCGUGAUGAGUUUCAGACGUCUCUUGUGGCUCGGGCCCGCAAACUUGUUGUUUCGCAGAUUGCUACAGUCGGUAACUACACCUACUGCUUUUACUGGAAUUUCCAUCAAGAUGCUACUAUCUCCCUUGAUGUCAAGCUUACUGGUAUUCUAAAUACUUACGUUGCUAACCCUGACGAAAAGACUGAGCCUUAUGGAACAAAAGUUUACCCAGGUGUUAAUGCCCAAAACCACCAACAUAUGUUUUGCUUACGCCUUGAUCCAGAAAUCGAUGGCUCUGAUAACUCUGUGGCUAUGGUAGAUGGUGCAAGAUCUACAUAUCCGGUUGGUCAUCCUGAAAACAAGUAUGGCAAUGCUUUUUUUCCCGAGCGCACUGUCUUUAAGACAGCUAAAGAAUCAAUGGUUGGUUAUGAUGGUUCUCGCUCUCGUACUUGGGAUAUCUUUAAUCCAAACAAGGUGCAUCCCUUUUCUGGCAAACCUGUAUCAUACAAAAUUGUUUCGCGUGAUGUUCCUGACCUUUUGCCUAAGGACGGUGGUAUUGUUGCGCGCCGUGGUGCUUUUGCAAAACAUGCAAUCCACGUUGUGCCUUACAAGGAUGACCAAUUGUACCCCGCUGGUCAGCAUGUCCCUCAAACAUCUGGUUUCCCUCCUGCAGGAUUGCCUGAGUGGAUUGGAGAAGGUAAUCAGAACAUUGAAAAUACAGACAUUGUUGUUUUCCAUACUUUUGGAAUCACUCAUUUCCCAGCUUCUGAAGACUUCCCUAUUAUGCCUGCUGAACCAAUUACGUUGCUGCUGAGACCCCGUAACUUCUUCCUCAUGAACCCUGCAAUGGAUGUCCCACCCUCUUAUGCAAUUACGGCAUCCGAGGUUCGUGCCCAAAAGUCUGGCAAUCAAGCUAUGUUUGAUAAAGGGUCUCAAUUGGCAUUUGGAAAUGCGCCUGUAGCACCUUCUAGUGACUGCUGCAAAUAA
Magnusiomyces paraingens is the source of this 2097-nucleotide messenger RNA. RefSeq lists its product as uncharacterized. Gene Ontology annotation, molecular function: quinone binding; copper ion binding; primary methylamine oxidase activity. The record is from RefSeq and is a predicted model, not a curated record. The transcript has a single exon. Bases 1 to 2097 code for a protein of 698 amino acids. Lineage: Eukaryota; Fungi; Ascomycota; Dipodascomycetes; Dipodascales; Dipodascaceae. Gene Ontology annotation, biological process: amine metabolic process.